Molecule: messenger RNA, 432 nt
Organism: Ornithodoros turicata
Lineage: Eukaryota; Metazoa; Arthropoda; Arachnida; Ixodida; Argasidae
Exons: 1
Coding region: 1-432 (143 amino acids)
Source: RefSeq, a predicted model, not a curated record
AUGUGCAUUGGAAACACAGCCGAAUGGGUUUCUUCCUUUCCGGUCGUGCUUCUAGGCAUCCGCACGGCCCUGCAUGCCGAACUCAAUUGUUCCCCCGCCGAAUUAGUCUAUGGCACCACGCUUCGCUUGCCGUCGGAGUUCUACGCUUCCCAAACCACGCCUUCCCCAGGUGACUCGGCAGCCUACCUCGUUAAGCUGCAGCAAGCCUUCCGCUGCCUUCGACCUUCCCCGCCUCGCGAGCGGCACAACCAGUCUCCCUACGUCAGCCCCGACCUCAUGAACUCCUCCCACGUGUUCCUGUGGACCGACGCCGUACGCAGGUCUCUGCAACCGCCAUACACUGGGCCUCAUCCCGUUCUCUCGAGAACCCCCAAGACCUCGAUCAUCAGGGUCAACGGCAGAGAGGAGGCUGUCUCUAACGACAGACUGUAA